AUGCGUCUAGACAGCGACGCGUGGCAAUCGCUUCAGCUCACGCUGCACGACGCUGUCCAAACACUCUUGCAGUCGUACACGAGCGGCCGCGACGAGCUCUGCAGCGGAUACCGCUUUGCAAAGGCCAAGCAUGGCCAGCACCUCUUUACACGCACGACAUCGGCGUCGCCCUUCCUUGAGGUGCUCUCGAUCGGCAACUCGGUCCGGUCGCUCGACGACGUCCUCGACCUCUGCUACGCCGCGACCUCGGAGGACCUGAGCAUCCUAGAAGGCCUCGUGCACGGCGACAAGUACCUCGAUGCGGCAGUCCUUGAGACCGUUUUCGCCGCGACAAUCGACGACCCGUUUCGGUGGCUCGGCACCAAGACCAAGCAGAUCUACAUGACGGGCGGCUUUGAAAAGCGGGGUACGACGUUUGUCGAGUAUUCGGGGUCGCUGACCGACGACCUCGGGCAGCGCGUGCUCUUCAUCAUGCGCGAGUCGAUGCCUGGCGACCUCCCGCGCGACGUCAUCGCGUACCGCCUCCAGUCCAUCUCGCUCUUUGUCGAGAACGCGACCGGCCGUGUCCAGGACGUGCAUUAUAGUUUUGUGGACCCCCAGGGCAAGUUUCCCGCGUGGCUCUUCAACCAGCAGGUCGCGACGCACAUGCCGGUGACGCACCGCAUCUCGAUGCUCGCCCAAAAGAAGCGACUCCUCCUCGCGGCCAUGCAUCAGCCCGUCGACUACGACGACCGGUACGACUUGUGUACCGUUUCACCGCACCCGCGCCUGUGGGUCGUGCAGCGAUAA
This is a messenger RNA of Saprolegnia parasitica CBS 223.65, 789 nucleotides long. RefSeq lists its product as hypothetical. Bases 1 to 789 code for a protein of 262 amino acids. The record is from RefSeq and is a predicted model, not a curated record. NCBI's taxonomy places the organism in Eukaryota, Oomycota, Saprolegniomycetes, Saprolegniales, Saprolegniaceae. The transcript is spliced from 2 exons.